AUGCCACCUAAGAGAGGAGUCGAAGAGACGAAGAACAAUGUUGUCGCCUUCGGCCGUGUCAGGAAGAAUCUCAAGAUGGGAUGUGUGGGCUUGCCAAAUGUGGGGAAGAGCUCGUUGUUCAAUCUGCUGACGGAGCAGAGUGCAGCUGCAGAGAGCUAUCCUUUCUGUACUAUAGAACCGAAUGAGGCGAGGUGUGCUGUACCAGAUAUUCGAUAUGACUUCCUCUGCGGUCUCUGGAAGCCACCUUCCAUGUAUCCAGCCUACCUGCAAGUAACAGACAUUGCGGGUCUCAUCAAAGGCGCAUCCCAAGGCGAAGGUCUCGGAAACGCUUUCCUCUCACAUAUCCAAGCCGUAGAUGGGAUGUUCCACAUCGUUCGCGCCUUUGACAACGACGAGGUGCUGCACGUCGAUGAUUCGAUCGACCCUGUCAGAGAUUUGAAUACUAUCCAGAGUGAGCUGUGUAAGAAGGACCUGGAUAUCCUCGCCAAAGCCAUCACCUCCGAAGAAGCAGUCGUCCGCAAAGCUGGCGGGAAAUUCAAAAUGAACCCCCUAUUUCCCAGCACACCCGUCCGAGACGGCGUCUGGACAACUGCAGAAAUCGAGCUCAUCAACGAGAAGGCACUUCCUUCCCAUCUCCUCCUCAUUCUACUCUCACUAAUCAGUACCUUGGAUGAAAAGAUGUCCCUCAUAACAACCAAACCAACAAUCUACCUUGUUAACCUCACAAUGAAAGACUACCUGCGCCAGAAAUCCAAAUACCUGCCCUCGAUCGCCGCAUGGUUUGAAGAGAAAGCGUAUUCGCUGCGCAAUGAUCCUGAUGCUUUGAAGACAUUCCUGGGGGAGGGCAAGGUGAAAAGCAGGCUGAAGAAGAUAAUAACCGAAGGUACUCCGGCGAGAAAGAAAUCCGCUGCUCCGCGCGGGUGUCUCGCGCCUCAAGCCGCAGGCGCUAUCCACACGGAUUUCGAACGCGGUUUCAUCAAAGCCGAGGUCGUUGCUUAUGCUGAUUGCCACGAUCUGUGUGACGGCGCGAAGAGUAUGGCGCCGAUUAAGGCAGCGGGGAAAUAUCGCCAGGAGGGAGGCAAAUAUGUCGUGCAGGAUGGGGAUAUUAUUCAUUUCCAGUUUACGGCUUGUGGUACCCCAUCAAAAGCAAGUAGCUCUGCAAGCUACAAUAGGACGCUCCAAAACGCCUCUGCCAAUAGCCAUAUGUGCUAA
This is a messenger RNA of Hyaloscypha bicolor E, 1212 nucleotides long. RefSeq lists its product as uncharacterized. Lineage: Eukaryota; Fungi; Ascomycota; Leotiomycetes; Helotiales; Hyaloscyphaceae. The record is from RefSeq and is a predicted model, not a curated record. Gene Ontology annotation, molecular function: ATP hydrolysis activity; GTP binding; ATP binding. The transcript has 8 exons. The coding region runs from base 1 to 1212 and encodes 403 amino acids. Gene Ontology annotation, cellular component: cytoplasm.